AUGCACGCCAGUACUGCUGUUUCAUCCUCACAGCCAGGCACGUUUGACGCGGCCAACUCGUCGGCGAGGUUCGACCAGCACCAGCUCCACGCGCACCGACAGAGCCAUCUAUCCACUGCCGAUUCUGUUGUGACGCUCAAGCGGCCAGGUUCGUUGUCGCGCGCGGACACCCAGCCGGAUACGGACUCUCGUAUUGCCAUUGGCCGCGGACCCAUGUCCAACAACGACCGUAACUUCCAUAAGCGCAGGAGAAGCAGUGCUAUCGAAUCUUCGAACACUGGCCCAGAUCUACUGCCCUCGGCCAGCGAAGCCAUUGGUCUGGCCAGCGUCAAUCGCUACUCUCACUCUACACACUCCACCAACUCCAGUGUGGCGUCACUCUCUGCUAAUACUCGACGCAAACGCUCUAGCAGCGGUGCUGUACUCACCUCCCUGCGUGGCCAGACAUAUACCUCGCCUCGUCAGAAACCCCCAAACGCUCUUGAUGCAUCGCCGCGCUCGAGCCCGCAACGACAAAAUGUGACCACGUCCUACUCUCCAGUUAGUAGUCCGGAGCGGAGGAGACCACAGGCACGAGCCGGCCACCUUACCGCUCUGCCACCAUUGCACACCACGCCAGCUUUGACGGAUUCCAAUGAUACAGAGUCACCUUCAACGAGCCAGACUUUGGAGACGCCUCUGGGGCCAUCUUACGUGCACGGAGACUAUUUCGAUGACGGGUACGGCAUGGCAAAGACAAAGCGAGUGGUCAUGGUGCGAAAUCCAUCUGCGCCUGUGACCAUCGCUCAGACCUCCAAGGCUGAGGCUAUCAAUUCUCACAACGUGCGGGAGAAGGGCGCAACGUCGCGACUAGAGAUGGAACAACGACCGAGGACAACGGCGCCAGAGGGCAAUGGCCAUCGACGGCCGCGUAACAGGGAAAGAACGGAGAGAGAUAAGAAAGCAAUGCUUUCGAAAGCGUUACAGAAGGCGAAUACAGCCGUGCUGUUAGACAAUGCCCAAAACUACGAGGGCGCGUUGGAAGCGUACAGUGAUGCUUGUGACCUCCUGACGCAGGUGAUGGAGCGCACUUCCGGCGAAGACGACAAGCGGAAGCUGGAUGCCAUCCGUGUGACAUACAGCAACCGCAUGGACGAGUUGAACAUGCUCGUGCAGGAGCGACCGCCCACGGCAGACGAGAGACCUCUGCCUGCACGGCCAAUGAGUGGUGAUAGUGGGUCGUUGCGUGCAGCACCAGUGAGUCCUCUGAAUGGGGCAGUGCAGGAGCAAGAUGGAGGCAUACACUCGAAUACACCACGUGGACACGCAGACGCGCCGCGUCUGUCCUACUCUGGCACCGACCGGGACAGUUUCUUCGCGCGCACCAUGGAGGCUGUGGAGACUAGCUUCACAUCUGAAGCGAAUGACAGCCAAGCCCCGGCUGUGGCAGGCGCGGAGCCGGAACUGGCAACCACGUCAAUACAUCUCCCGCCUCCGCUGCCGGAAGACUCGCGAUAUAUGCCAAGACCCUUAUCGCCAAAGAGGCCUUCACCAACAAGCGCCGAGUCGCCCAAGCUGAAGCCCCAAUCGCAGACUUCUUGGAAUGAAUCCCCAGAACAGCGGACGGAGGGGCCAAGAACAGCCUCACGGCAACGUGCGGGUAGUGAUGGGAGCAAAGACACAACAUCAUGGUUGGACCCACUUGACGAAUCCGGAUCUUCGUCGUCGGACAGCGUGCACUCCAGGUCAUCCCUGCAAGGCACCCGAAGGAAACACCUUCGAAGACUCAGCGGCGAGAGCGAUGCUGACUUCGAUGUUGCCUUCGAUGCUGCUGUGGAAGCUGCCUAUGAUGAAGGCUUUGAGCCCGACUUGGAUGCGCGCACAAAGCGCAAGCCUCCGCCAAAGCACGUGCCAAAGGAUUCGAUCCAGGUCCCGGCAUCUGAGAUUGAAGAAAUACUGCCGGGCGAGUUUCACUCUGGCAUGAUGACCACGGAAGAGGAUGAAGAAGAGGAGCGCAUUCUAGAUGAACUCGCCAGCGAUUAUGGCGGCGCUUUCGACUUCGAUCUCAAGUCGAAGUCUGCAAUACCGCGACAGUCUGAUUCAAGUGCUUAUACAAGAAGCACCUGGCAAAGCUCGCAAGUCUCCAAUCGUGAUACUGCAGCGACUUCGCUGUCCACAGUUGCCGAGGACGCGUUCUCGGGAAGGCUGUCCAAACCAGCAGCGCUGCGAGAAAGUACUGCAUUACCGCCCCCGUCAGGCCCGCCACCACCAGCUCCGCCGCCAAGGUCAUCACUUCCGCAGCCUCCAAAUGCGGGCAGUCGACGUGAAUCGAAUGUUCGAAGUCGCGGACUUUCUGGCAUGAAUGCUAAGCAGCUUAAGAUUGAGACUGCUAGAGAGCAUGCCCUUCGCAAACGAGCUUCGACUUUUCACCAUACCACCAGUCCAUUUCUGGAAGGCGAUGAAACUAAUGCUCAUGAGUUAGACCUCACCAAACUCGGGGAGCCACUUGAGCGUACGGUGUCUGAGACGCAGCAUGGGCAUAUUCUGCUGUCACCGUCAUCGCUCGAGCUUCACGCCGCGCCUGACAAAAACUUAGAUGACUAUGACGCGUCAACGACAACUAACCACAGACCGAGCUAUGAAGAGGCGCCUGGUGAUCUGCCGCCUGGCACGAGACCUACAUUGUUCAGAAAGAACAAAUCUUCUGUGAGCUUGAGAGAGCAUGCAGAGCAUCAAAUCCUCCUCGCGUCGCCGGAUGUCGACUCAGGCAUGUCCAAUGCUACGCCUAUGAGCUCAACGUUCAUGAGUUUUGCCGCCAGACGUCACCACCCGCUUGCAUCGCAAAGAGCCCAGCUGUCCUCUUAUGGUCCCGCGGCGGUUGAGAAUCACAAACUCGGAGGUGGUUAUCAUCUGUUCGAUACCGCAUUGACGGCGGCAGAGACACCUCUGUCACCAACAUCGCCGAGCUCACCACUUCCAGCCGGCCUAGAAUCGUGUCCGGAGUCUUUCUUGUUGAGACCGUUUUGGCUCAUGCGCGCACUCUCCUCGACCAUUGUCCACCCUCGCGGCGGCUUCUUGACCGCGAACCUGUUCGUGUCUCGCCAGGUCUGGGAGACAUCAGGCGUGAAGUUGAAGCUAGUGGAUGACAAGAUUGCAAACUGUGAUCUGCUGACGGCAGCGCUUGGUCACCUUGCAGGCGUCGACACGUUUGAUGCAGAUGCGGUCAUGGAAGAGCUGCAAAGCUUUGAAGAAGUCAUGGAACGGGUACAACAGAGCCUCAUCAAAAAGCUUGGUAGCGAUGUGGGCGUGCAUGGAAUUGCUGGGAUGUUCAAAGAUGCUUCAGCCGUGGCAAGCUCCACAGGCACAUCAUCGUCCGAUGCGACUGGCGUGGCCGACAAGGCUGCGAAAAGCAAUUCUGGUAAGAGUUAUCUCACCUCGUGGCGAAAGCUACGAAAUAAGAGCUCCGGCACACCUCUUUCGGGUGGCGCACAAGUGCCGAGCACGAAACCAAAUGGCGAGAAAGAGAUGUACACUAUGCAAUCAGUGCCAAUGACGAGCUUCGUGCCCGUCGAACGUCGGGGCAACAAGAGAGAGGCGCGGAAUCUUGUCUUUGAAGGUCCGAACAAGGAAUACAUGGGUUCCCUAGCCCGACUGUUCGACGGCGUGCAAAUACUAGAUCAAAUCGCGCGUCAAGUCGAAGACCCAGGACUGAAGUACUCCUCGCCUACGCACGUCGGCCUCGAAUUGAGCAUUCGCCACGCAGCCGAGUUCUUUGGUUUCUUUGUUUGCCGCUUCGUACUCGCAGAUCUGGGACUUCUCAUGGACAAGUUUUUGAAGCGCGGUACGGAGUGGGUACUCGCGUGAGCGAGCGAUACGAGACGAGGGAGAGAGAAAGAGAAAGAAAGAAAGGAAGAGAGAGAGACAGCCCUACCGACCACCCCUUACUUGAUUGACAGACACCACAUUCAACACAGAGAGGACUUUCCAGCUUCGAGCUGCUUUUUAUCCCCAAAAAGAAGCGGAGGAUUGAACUGAACGAACCAUCACAAGAAACAGGAAAGAGAGAAGAGGAAAGAGAUGAUCUACUACCUACCUACUACUUCAGAUUUUCCCCACCCGGCCACGUUGCGUCCUUCACUUGUACAUUUUUUUUUCUCUGCCCAAUGGUAGAAGAAGGCGGCGGCGGCGGCGGCGGCGGACGAGCUUCAUGACCCAAAGACAAUUUUUUUUUCAUCUC
Messenger RNA from Pseudocercospora fijiensis CIRAD86, 4216 nucleotides. RefSeq lists its product as uncharacterized. Lineage: Eukaryota; Fungi; Ascomycota; Dothideomycetes; Mycosphaerellales; Mycosphaerellaceae. The coding region runs from base 1 to 3843 and encodes 1280 amino acids. The transcript is spliced from 2 exons. The record is from RefSeq and is a predicted model, not a curated record.